Messenger RNA from Ricinus communis (castor bean), 783 nucleotides. Its product is annotated as peptidyl-prolyl cis-trans isomerase FKBP15-1. Gene Ontology annotation, molecular function: peptidyl-prolyl cis-trans isomerase activity. Gene Ontology annotation, biological process: protein peptidyl-prolyl isomerization. NCBI's taxonomy places the organism in Eukaryota, Viridiplantae, Streptophyta, Magnoliopsida, Malpighiales, Euphorbiaceae. The coding region runs from base 97 to 627 and encodes 176 amino acids. The transcript has 6 exons. The record is from RefSeq and is a predicted model, not a curated record.
GUGGGCUCCCUAUCAAUGAAAUAUUAGUGAUCCAAUUAGUAGAUGGGCUUUCCCAUGUUAAUGUUAGGCUAAGUCCUAACUUUAACAUCGAAAUUAAUGGAUUUGCAAAUCAGAUUCGUUUAUAAGGUUUUAUACUCCAAUUUCAUCUGUGUCAAAACACACGGAGUUUCUGCAAAGAUGAAGAUCAGCUCUGCAUCAAUUUUCCUUUUCCUGGUGCUGUUUGGUUUGGUCUCAGCAAAGAAAUCAGGCGAUGUAACUGAGUUACAGAUCGGCGUUAAGCAUAGGCCUGAAUCUUGUGAACUCCAGGCUCACAAGGGAGAUAGAAUCAAAGUACACUACCGGGGAAAGCUCACAGAUGGAACUGUUUUUGAUUCCAGCUUUGAAAGGGGUGAUCCAAUUGAAUUUGAGCUUGGUAGUGGUCAAGUUAUCAAAGGAUGGGACCAAGGACUAUUAGGCAUGUGUGUAGGUGAGAAGAGAAAGCUGAAAAUCCCUGCAAAACUUGGUUAUGGGCCCCAGGGUUCCCCACCUAAGAUUCCAGGUGGAGCAACACUGAUAUUUGACACAGAGCUCGUAGCAGUAAAUGGGAAACCAUCAAGUGGAGGAGAUAUAAGUGAUAGUGAGCUAUAGUCACUAGUUAGAGCAGUGGCUCUUGUCAUCUUUUUUCUUGUUAUAGUUUUUUUAUGGUGUCAUUUGCUGGUCGGCCAAAACUUUGUUCCGGACACAACAAACCAAGAAAACAUUUUGAUGUUUGAUUUUAGAUAUCAGAUGCUCUUCUUUGCUUCA